GUCGGAUUCUUCUAUUUAGUCAAUCAUGGCGUGGAGAAGAAACUGGUUGAUGAUUUGUUUGACCAUACACGGCGGUUUUUCAGCUUGCCGCUCGACGAGAAAAACAAGGUGCUUCAAGAUGAGAACAACAGAGGUUAUUCACCCCUGGAGGAAGAGACGCUAGAUCCCGCAAAGCAGAGCAAGGGUGAUACCAAGGAAGGGUACUACAUAGGCAGGGAGGUUUCAAAGGAUGAUCCGGAGAGCUCCAAGGCAUUCUGCGGACCUAAUCAAUGGCCAUCUGAAGGUAUUUUUCUUGCUGAUCACCACGGAAAUGAUCUCCUGUUUUUUCCGUGAUUCCUCCCCUGGCAUUAGGUAUCCUAUUGGUUGUGUCAGUAUCCAGCCUUAUCUCUACCUGCCCCUAUUCUUAGGUUUGUUACGAAUGACUGAUGGAACGAGCACAUGGUACCGGAAGCCAACUGCAAUUCCAGAUUUCAUAAAUGGUACCUCGAAGACGAAGCUGGAGCUAUGGCGCUGCAGCGCUCUAAGCCGCCGACUGCUCUCCUUACUGGAGAAAACUCUGGGGUUGGAAUCAGGGUUCUUCAGUCAGCCUGGACGUUUCGAUGCGCCUACCACGUUGCUGCGCCUCCUGCAUUACACAGAGGAGGUUUCAAGACCAGACACAGGCGUAUAUGGAGCGGGAGCUCACACAGACUAUGGCAUGUUUACACUUCUACUGACUGAUAACGUUCCUGGCCUACAGGUCUGCAGAGACAAGGAGGCAUCUCCACAGGUCUGGGAAGAUGUUCUUCCAAAAGAAGGGGCAUACAUUGUUAACCUCGGAGAUAUGAUGCAAAUAUGGACGAAUGGCCGAUACAGGUCAACCCUCCAUCGAGUUGUGAAAGGGGGCCAAGAGCGGUAUUCAAUAUGGGCCAACUACGUAUGGGGCGCACUUAAUGAGGCUGUACAAGGCCACCCAUGCCGGAUACAAACCAUCCAUGUGAAAGCGCACGUGUAUGCCAUUAGCCAUCGGAAGCCGGGUCUCCUACAACGGACGAGCUCUCCAUAGAAUGGCGUCGCAGUGUGAAUCCAAGAAAUGUCUCAGACAAAGUGUGAGAUUGCGGCAGAGCCGGGGCUGUCGAUUCAGCCCCCUUGACGAUUUGUCCUGUACUGAGAGAUUGCAGACUUUGCCGAGCCGAGAUAACGUUCUACCUACCCAUCUCCCACUGUGAACAGCAUCGUACAAACAGGCUGGGCCCCCCUCGCCACCUCCCCCGAGGCACAUGAAGCAGCCAACUUGGGGGUAUCCUGUACUUGCUUCUGAGAUUAUGGUCUGUUUUUCCCUCCCUUUAGUUUUUUACUUCUUUUUUCUUUUCUUUGUUUUUUUUCUCUUCUUUUUUUUCCCUAAGAGAGAGAGAGAGAGAGAGAGAGAGAGAGAGAGAGAGAGAGAGAGAGAGAGAGAGAGAGAGAGAGAGAGAAAGUAGAGAGAGAGAAAGUAGAGAGAGAAAGUAGAGAGAGAGAGGGAGGGAGUUGGGAAGGAGCGGUGUUUUCACUUUCUAUAUGAGAUAAGGCAUUAUGGGUGGGACCAUGAGAUCCCCAAAAGAAACCUCCAUCUCGAUGGGGACAGCCAGCAGGCAUAGCAUGCAUGCAUGCAUGGCAGAAUGAGGUGCUUCGUAUCCGGAGGCCGGGCUGGAAAGAGCUAAGGGCAAGGUUCUUCUUGGCCGGAUUCUUCUGUUUGUCGUGCCGUUAGUCCUCCCUCCACCUUGGAGAAUGCGGACAAGAGUAGCCUUUAGCCUUGCCGUCAUCUUUCACUCUUUGCUGCACACAAAAGCAAGAUAUGCGGGGACACCUUUCACAGCCUUGCAGGGCGUUUUUUAAGCUUAGUAGGACGUUUUUACAUGUAUAAUGACUGCAAUUAGGGCUAGACGGGGGUGAAUCUCACCGCAAUCACGUCCAGAGCUUGGUAGCAAAAGUCCUAGUGUGAGUAUGCUCUCAGUCUACACUCUAGAUACGGCGAUAAUCACCAGGCGUUCUGUUCGGGUGCUUGUAUUUAGCAAUGGCUUUGAUGAUUCGUCCAUUCAAGUUCAGCAUCCACCUUCAGGCUUCAGCUACCUCCUCCUCCUCCUCCUCCUCCUCCUCCUCCUCCUCCUCACAAACAAACACAAUUAGCGCUU
Chara braunii is the source of this 2150-nucleotide messenger RNA. The record is from the annotation of a GenBank genome assembly. Lineage: Eukaryota; Viridiplantae; Streptophyta; Charophyceae; Charales; Characeae.